Molecule: messenger RNA, 8272 nt
Organism: Leptopilina boulardi
Lineage: Eukaryota; Metazoa; Arthropoda; Insecta; Hymenoptera; Figitidae
Gene: grh
Exons: 16
Coding region: 835-4689 (1284 amino acids)
Biological process (GO): regulation of transcription by RNA polymerase II
Cellular component (GO): nucleus
Molecular function (GO): DNA-binding transcription activator activity, RNA polymerase II-specific; RNA polymerase II cis-regulatory region sequence-specific DNA binding
Source: RefSeq, a predicted model, not a curated record
CUUGGAUGCUGGAAGGCGGCGGCGGCGGCGGCCAUGUUGCCUAUCUCAAGAGAAGAGAGAACUCUCCGAGGACCGAGCAGCGCCAAGGUUCGCUCGUUCCUUGCAGCGGUUAACUUUGCUUUUUUCAAAAUAUAUAAAUCCUCUCAGUUGUGUAUAUAUUUCCAAAAAUUCAAUCUCCUGUUUUUUCAAAGGGAAUUUUAAAAACCCAGAAGAAAUGAUACAUUCAGUGAAAACUUGUAACAAGUGAGAGUGUUUUUAAUGUUCUCCAAAAUAAAAUAGUGAGGUGUCAUAAAAAAAAUAAAAAAGUGGUUUGUGAAAAAAGUGUACCCGUCGGAAAACAAUUUGAGACUGAAAAAAAAAAGCUGGAAUCAAAUUUAUUAAAGCCUCGGGUGCCGUGGAAAAUGUUAUCAUCCGCGGAGAUGUGAUCCGGAACUCAAGAGGGACGCUUAGUAGUUUGUAGUUUCGUCCCCCUUAUCCCCCCCUCCCACGUUACCCCCCUGAAAGGGGGCCCGCCCAUAUCAACUCAACAACCCCCCCUUCUACCACCCCACCCACACCAUCCCUCCUGUUUUUUUUUUUUUUUUAUUUUUAUUAGUGCAACUGAUAUUAAACUUCUAAUGCAAUCUGGACAAGUGAUUUUUAACUACUUCUUCUCUCGCAAACAUAUAACGUGCCAUAAAUUUAUCAGCAGUCUGUGAUAAAGAACCCCAGAUCUCGAAACGUCAAUGUGCCACCACCAUUAAAAUUCUUAGAAGUAGUAGAAUAGUACAAGAAGGAGGGGAAAGGAAAAACUUUUUUUUUCAACUGAAACACAGUACGACAAAGACACGACGAAUGACCUUAGAACCAAGAUCAAGGUCUAUUGAAGAGCACGAUCUCAUCAAGGAACAGGUGAAAAAUCUAGUCCGCAGAAUGUCUACCUGUGCGGACGAAGCCGAAAAUACAUCCCUGCACAUGCAGGAAUCUCUGUCACCGGAGGUUCCAGUCUCUCCGGCUUCAUCAUUGAGCAAUCCAAAUCAAAAUGACAGUGAACAUACGUUGCUCACGACAAUGCAACCAGUGAACGUUCUCGACCUUCACGAACCACCUGGACAUCCACUUCAUUUAAAAUAUCAUCAUCAUCAUCAUCAUCAUCCACGACAUCAUCAUCACCAUCAUCAUCAUCAUUCCCAGCACAUUCAUCAAGACGACGAUCAUUCACGUGGUCCUGACGAUCAGGACGAUCGUGUAACACCCGAGUCAACAGGCACCAAUUCAAAUUUAUCAGUUGGCGAACACAAAAUGAUUGAUCUCAUCUAUAAUGACGGUCAAAAAACAAUUAUGUACACACACGACAAGGAGAUUAUCUAUGAGAAUGAGGCUGAUAGAGUUCAAGUUGUUGAAUAUCCACCACCACCACCAUCGCCACCAUCUCCAUCACCACCACCAUCCAGAGGUCAGGGAUUGGUUCCCGUCAAUUGUGUCACACCAAGAACAACAUCAACACUACAUUUACAUUAUCCACAAUUGCAAUUACAACAACACGAUGACGACUUACCAAGAGGUGUUUCAUCAGUUUCAAAUAAUGUCUCCAAUUGUACAGCUGGCACAACAACAACCACUGUUUUGGUACUCUCUGAACUUGUCGCCGCCGAUCCAACUGCAAGCGCUGCCGCUGCACAACAAUUGACACUCACUGCCGCUUCACUUCGAGCUGGGUAUGUACAACUUCAUUUCCCUUAUUUGCCCGACAACUCGAGAAGACGAAGUAGAGGUGAAGAGGACUCGGGUGGUGUAGCAGAGGAGGAUCAAGCUGGUUACGGAACAGUGGCGGUAUCACGUGAGCCUGAGGACGAGGAAAAUUUAGGAGCAGAAGAAGCUGCGGCACAGUCCCUGCAAAACGCGACCGGGGUCCAGGGUGCGGCCGAACCCGGCGACCCGGAAGUCCACAAAAGGGUCGCGGCCGUGCAGGUACAGGUGCAGGGUAUGGAGGGCGAUUGGCGGGCCUACUGCGAGCAUCCGCUAUCGGUCGCUACCGCAGCAAUGCUUAAUCUUCAACAACAACAUCAGGUGACGGCAGUUUCCGGUCAUAAUGAUGAUCCGGCCGCCUCCUAUGUCUAUGAAUACUACAAACUUCCCGAGAAGGCAACCGAAGUUAAACUACCACCCACUCAUGAAUUAUGGUCCACGAGUGUGAUGGGGCCAAAAUUAUUGGUACAAGAGGCGUCUGGUGCUGGCUCGACAAAUCGAAUGGAAACCACCGAAAGCGCUGGUGGUGGGGAACUUCAUCAUUUAUUCCAUCAGUACAAUCAACAAUCCCACAGUCCAGGACAAAGUCUUCAGGGUGGUCUUCCACUUCCUUUAAGUCCACAAUCGUUACGUCACGAUGGUUCGUCAAGUGCUGGUAUACAGGGGGUUAAACGUGAACCCGAGGAUCUCAGUUCAUCACGUGGUGGUCAACAAUCCAGUAAACGUCACAAACAAUCGCAACCGGACAGUCCGACGCCACCGGGAAUGUAUCAUCAUCAUCAGCACCAGCUACAGGUACAGCAAUAUGGAAGUCCCUACGAUCCCUAUUCGUCGUGUAGUCCUCGACUACAAUCGGCGGGUUAUACGUCAGCAUCGGCGAAUGCAGCGGCAAACGCUGCAAAUUCCAGUGGACUUCAUCAGGAGGCAACUGUUUAUGUGACUAGCGAACAAUUACCACCAUUGGCCUCGUCGAGUUCCUCAUCACUUCCAACAACAACUGCAUCAUACACGAGGUAUGAGGUCGUACCAAGUUCUUAUGCAACGACACACGCUAUUCGCACCACAUCGAGCAGUAGCAAAGUCCUCACUGUCGAUCUACCCAGCCCUGAUUCGGGAAUUGGCGCCGACGCCGUUACACCGAGGCAAGAUCAUCAUCCACCAACGGCACUUCAUCAGUCAUCGUUUGAUUAUACGGAACUAUGUCCUGGAGGCAGUGCAACCGCAACGACUGUGGUACUCGAGAGUGGAGCCGUCAUUCACCAUCAACCACUGCAACUACAAUUGCAACAAGGACACACCCAAACCCAAGUUCAAAGAAGUGCUCUCGUCUCAAGUGGUGCAACGACUCCGAAUCCAAAUCCAAAUCCACCAAGGUCACGACCCUGGCACGAUUUUGGAAGACAGAACGACGCCGAUAAAAUACAAAUAGCUAAACUUUACGCACCCUACGGCUUCAAGUACCACCUGGAGUCGCCAAUCAGUACAUCGCAACGCCGCGAGGACGAUAGAAUAACCUACAUCAAUAAGGGUCAAUUUUAUGGCAUCACAUUGGAUUAUGUACCGGAUCCAGACAAACCUCAACUUAAACCGGGCCAGACUGUCAAGAGUGUCGUGAUGCUAAUGUUCCGAGAGGAAAAGAGUCCAGAAGAUGAAAUUAAAUCCUGGCAAUUUUGGCACGCGAGACAACAUUCAGCGAAACAACGGAUUCUAGAUGCUGAUACGAAAAAUAGUGUGGGACUUGUUGGAUGUAUUGAAGAAGUUGCGCACAACGCUAUAGCAGUUUAUUGGAAUCCUUUGGAAUCAUCAGCUAAGAUCAACGUUGCUGUCCAGUGUCUAAGCACGGAUUUCUCGAGUCAAAAAGGAGUCAAGGGACUUCCUCUACAUAUUCAAAUAGAUACAUACGAAGAACCACCACCACAUGCUCACACUUAUACACCACCAUCUCACAGGGGUUACUGUCAAAUUAAAGUCUUCUGCGAUAAGGGAGCGGAGAGAAAAACCCGUGACGAGGAAAGGCGAGCGGCAAAGAGAAAAAUGACAGCAACGGGGAGAAAGAAAUUGGAUGAACUUUAUCAUUCGGUGACGGAGAGAAGUGAAUUUUAUUGUAUGGCCGAUCUUCAUAAACCACCAGUGUUAUUUACACCACCGGCGGAACAUGCUAUUGAUAAGUUCUCAACGAUGGAGUUGUCGGGAUUCUAUGGAAGUGGAAGUGGAGGGAACGGAGGUGACACAGACACCUCCUCCCUGAGUAAUGGUGAGGGCGGUGGAUUAAAAGCAGGUGGCAGCAGUCCAUAUCCCUCAUGUGGGGGAAGACCAAGUUUGCCGGCCCUCAAAUUUCACAAUCAUUUUCCACCCGACAAUUUGAGUUCCCUUCACGACAAAAAGGACUCAUUGCUGAUGCAGGUACAGGAACUUCAGGGUUCCGUUCUUCAAAAUGUACAACCUCAAGGUAUACCAACUGGUGCCGUUGUCACUGGUAAUGUUGGAAAUCGAUUACACCUAUCGCAACAACAUCUACGCGGAAGUGAAGCCGAGGAACGUGUUAUGCUCUACGUACGCCAGGAGGCUGACGACGUUUAUACUCCGCUUCACGUCACCCCACCAACCGUUCAAGGACUUCUCAAUGCUAUUGAGUCAAAGUACAAAAUUGCAUCCUCGAGUAUUAAUAACCUCUAUCGCAAAAACACAAAGGGAAUUACAGCGAAAAUUGAUGACGAUAUGAUUCGCUACUACGUGGACGAGGACCUCUUCCUAUUUCAGGUUAGCCAUUCGCGGAUAAAAUCUGAUUCCGUCACAGACAGAAAUCACAAUCCAGGCUCACCUGACGAUCAAGAUACAGGGGAUCCCCCAAAUCCCGGUUACGAUGUGACAUUUAUUGAAUUACAAACAUCACCAAUUCAACUUCCACAAUCGCCAUCUGCGCAUGCGCAUUCACACAUGCACGACGCCGGUAAUACGUGAGGAAUAUAUUUCGUCAACAUACGCAAUUUUUGUAAAUAGGAACAAAAUAAUAGAUCUCCGCCCCUCUUUUCCCAAAAAAAAAAAAAAAAAAAACUUACACACAUACAUACAAACACAGGGAUCACAUAUUAGGAAAAUGGCGGCAAAUUUUUUUUUUUUGAUAAACAUGUUUCCAACAUAAAAAAAAAAUUAGCGCCAAAAUUUAAAAUUAUUACUAUUAAUCGCUCUAUUAAAUAGUGGUGGAAAAUUUAAAUAAUUUUUUGGCGGGGAAAAUUUAAAUACUUAGCGCGUCAAAUAUGGCGCGAAAUUCAAAAAGUGCCAAUCUACAAUGAAUUAAAUAAAAAAACGGUGGUGAUGUGGUGAAACUUGAAAUGUGAAUUCUUUAUACUAAUGAAUGUGACAAAAAAAAAUGAAGAGAAAAAAAACAAUCAAGUGGACCGUUUUAAAAAAAAAAUGUAAAUCAAGCCAAGCAAUCAUUGCUCUCGUUAAGAUAGUUUUUAUUUGUUAGUUUAGAUAGAUAGCCCAGAUCGUAUAGUUAAAUCAAUCAAAAUUGAUUUUAGGUCGACGUUAUAUAUUUUUUUUAAAAAAAGAAAAUAAUGAAGAAAUAAAGUACGUAUGACGUAUGUGUAUGAAAUUUUUCAAUUUUAGUUAUUAAAUCAUUUUUGUUUAAGACUUUGGUAAGUGUGUGAGAGAGAGAGAGAGAGAGAAAAAAAGAAAGUUUAAUUAAAGUUAAGAAGUGCUUUGAAUUUUAAUAUUUGUACUGAAGGAGAGAGACAAUGAAAUAACGACCGUUAGGUGUGUGAGAGAGAAAGACAUAUCUGAAUCUUUCCCAAAGUUUCGUCUCAAGUGCUCAUUAAACGUUAUUAGUUUACAAUAAUUUUACAAAAAAAAAAAAAAAUAACAUUCCCAAUUUAAAAAGUUAAGGAAUUUUUAAACAUUUUCUUUUAUCAAAAUUUUAUACUUUUAUAUUGAUACAACUUGAUAAAAAAAAUUAGCAAUUGACAUAACCUCGAAAAAAUAAUUUUUUUCUCGUUAUUUUUGAAAAAUGCUAUUUUUCAAUUUUUAAUACUUACUGUUUUUAAAAAUUACCGUUUUUAAGAUUUAAAAAAAAAUUCUGUUCACUGUUAAAAAUAAUACUUUAUUUUAUCUUUUUCCUUACAGAAAAAUGUAUAAGAAAAAUUAUAUUAAAAGGUAAUUCCCCGAUGGUCAAUGGCUUUUUCAAUUGUUGCCAAUAUACAUUUGGUCAAUGCUUAUCAGUGUUGCCAAUCUAAUGAGAUCUAUCUGAAAUUUGGCGCCAAAUUCAAAAGUAUAAAAUUUCGAUAAAAUAAAUAAGUGUAAAAAUAUCGAAAUCUGGAAUUAUUAUAUUAUAAUUAUUAGUAAAUUUAUAUUAUUAUAAUUAUAAAUAUAAUUAUAAAUAUAAUUAUACAUAUAAUUAUAAGCAUAAUUAUAAAUAUAAUUACCAUUAAUAAUUAUUAUAUAAAAUUCCUGAAACUAUUAAAUUGUAUCUGCCUUAAAAAAAAUUAUAAAUUAUUGUAAUUCUUUAUAACUAAACAUUUUUUUGCGACAAUAACAAACUAAUCAAAAUGACUGUAAGCCAAUAAUUUUUUUUUUCUUCCGAAAAAUCGCGCUAGUUUAAAACAAGAUAGUUCCGUUAGGUUAGAAUAGAUUUUACAUACAUUGAAUCACACACACACACAUUUAUAUAAUAAUAAUAAUAGCAUAUAAUAUGUUUAAAAAGUUCUUACACGUCGUACCAAUAUCAAAGCAACGAUCAAAAUACGCUUGUAAAAUGCAUAUUAUUAUUAUUGAGUAUACUAUAUUUUGUUACAUUUAUUUGUCAAAACAACAUAUAGAUAUUAUUAUUAUUUUUAUUAUUAUUAUUAUUAUUAUUUUUAUUAUUAUUGAUUCUAUUGUCUUCAAGAGCUACGUACGGUAUAAUUGUUAUUUUUAUACAUAUACGAACUGAGGGAGAAAAAGAGAAAUGAAAAAAGAACACUAUUUUACGUCUGUGUGAGUGUUUUUUUGUGCGAGAAGGAGAUAAAAAUUUGGCAAAGAUUUACUUAUUAGUGUUGGACCAUGACAAUUUAUCGUAUAAGCAAUUUUUUUUAAACUUCUUGCUCGCGGAGCCACGAAGUCAAAGAAUUUAUUAUGAUUAUUAUUAUUACUAUUAUAUGUUUGGUCGAUGCUAGAGAUUGAAUUUUUUUUUUAACUUUCACAAUUAUUUCUUUGUUGAAUAGUGAUUAUCGAGAAAUAUUAAUUUUCAAGUUUUGUAAAUGAUUUUUUAAUGAAAUGGCGGGGUUAAUUAAUUAUUUUUUUUUUUUUACUUUUUAAUGAAGUUAUUAACUAAAUUUUUAUUAUUAUUAUUAUUAUUUUGAAAAGUUAUUGUCUUAUGAUACGAUAAGAUGUUAUAAAAAUUUUUUUAGAGUUUAAAUUUUUUUAGACGAAAAGAAAAAUGUUUUUUUGACGAAAUUUGUUUUAUUAAAAAAAAGUAGUUAUUGGCUAAAUUUUAUUUUUUAAUUUUUUUUAUUGGCAUAGAGAAGAUAUUUUUUUUUUUUUUAAUUGUUUCCCAUAAAAAUUGUGUUUUUAAUUUAAGGUGGAAUCCCAGUGUAUAGGAAAAAAUUUCAAUAUUUAAAUAUUGAUCUAAAAAAUAUAUUUUAAUAAAUGUAUUUUAAUAAACACAGUAAUUAUCAAUAAACAAAAAUAGUAAAAAAAAAAACAAAUAAUAAAAUAUUAAAUACAAUAGUAAAAAUUUAAUAAUGGAAAAAAAUUAAUUUACACAGUGGGAUUUCCCCUUAAGGUGCCAAAGUGAUAUUAAAUAAAUUGAAUGUGAAAAUAAUUUUUUUUUCUAGAUUAUAAGUUAUUUUUGGAGAAAAUUUUUCUCUCGCAUUGAUCAUUUAUUCGCGGGCAGAAUUUGUCGGAGCCAUGUUUUUAUAAAUAUAUGCUACUAUUAUUAUAAUUAAUUAUUAUUAAUUAAUUAUAUAAAAAUAUAAAUAUAUAUAUAUUAUUAUAAAUAGAAAUCGAGCGUGUAAAGAAAAAAAAAGCUCAAUUCGAAAUGAAAGAUACAAAAAAAAUAGAAAAUAUUUUAUAUUUCUUCAAGAGUCUGCGAUUUUAGAUAAAAAAAAAUGAAAAAAAUAUGUAUUUUCUCGUUAUUUUUUGGUCGAAAACGCGUGAAUGCGACGUUUCUUUUUUUAUGUAAAUGUGAAUCAUUUUUUUUUUUUUUGACCGUUUGUAUGUUGGAACACGAUCGAUUUAAUCUGUUAUAGAUCGUUUUUCCCUUUCUCUCCCCCCCCCAUAAGCUUAAAUAACUUUUUAGUUUAUACAGUGUAGUUUGAUCGAUUAGUGUCGCAUAGUCUACUGAUCGAUUUAUGGAUCAUGAGUAAAAAAAAUAGAGAAAGAGAGCGAGAGAGAGAGAGAGAGAAAGAGAGCGAAUAAUAAAAUAGCGAAAAAAAUGAAUAAUAAUGAAUGUUUUAUUGUCGCGACGUCUUGCCAACGUGAGAUUGUGCCAGAGGUGAUAUUAUAUUAUUACGAUGUUUAUUAAAAGAUAAAAAAAAACAAUAAAUAUUAUAUUAGUACGUUUUAUAAA